CUCUGACAUCAGAGUGGGUUCCCAUAUCAGGGUGGUGAGGCAUUGAGAGAAGCAUCCUGGGCGGGUGUGUGCGUGUCGGCGUGCCUUGCGUGGAACAGAGAUUGCUGCACCCAGCGCCAGGCACUGGAGGAGGAGGAAUCCGUAGCAGAGAUCUGAAUAAUUGAUUCUUCAGCAGCACCAGACGCCCGGGAGCGGGCGGAGAGCGUGGUUUCAGCACCAAGGUUGCGCGCCACCGCAAGCUCCCCCCGUCACCAGCCAGACACCUAGGUCGGCCUUGUUCCGCUGCCGCCGUGCGCUCCAGAAGAGGGUGGCCGCGCUCCGCGUCGCCGCCUAGGGACUGCGGGGUCUGCCUUGGCCCGCCUCCGGGGUGGGCGGCUGCAGGCGGACCAGAGCUCCAAACAACGUCGGAUUGCGCGGGGGUUGCUGCGUUGCGUCUCGCUGGCUGAGAACAAGUCCUAAGUUGCUGUGGUGGGCGCCUCUGCUUUCCUCUAUCCUCCUAGGCGACCGCAGCAGAAGCGUGCCCUAGGAUCCUGGCUUCUCCAGUGUUGUGAACCGCGGUGGCCAGGCUCUUUCCUGGGCUCCCGCUGACCAAGUGAGGAACCGAACGCCCAGCUCGGAGCUGGCCCUUCAGCGAAAGGGCCAGGAGGGAGCUGCGGUCCUCUGCCUGCGCCCUUCUCCGCCAGGGACCGCGGGGAUCCCCGGCCACACGCGCGCGCGCGCUCCCACACUCACUCACACACACACACUCACACACUCACGCACGCCAAGCAGGAGCAGGACUGCGGAGAGGGUGUCCAGGCGCGCUCAGAGGACCUGGCAGCCGCUGUCCGGAGUGGAGCAUAAAGCUGAGCCAGGGCUCUAGGAGAGAGGCUCCUGGGGUGCUGUGCCUGAGCAUGGGGCCGGAUGAGCUCUGAGAGUCGCGGCGGCAGCAAUCAGCCCUGGAGAUGACCAGGGGUGGCCACUGCUGAGAACUAUGUGGAGAGAGGCUGCGAGCCCUGCUGCAGAGCCUCCGGCUGGGAUAGCCGCCCCCCGUGGGGGUGAUGCGGACAGCGCGGGACAGCCAGGGGAGCACGCAGGGGCCGCAGCAUGCGGGAACCCGCUAAACCUGGUGGCUGCUGAGGCGGCCGAGAUGCUCGUGCGCGCAGCACGCCCCAUUGCAUCCUCCACCUUCUCCGGCUACAGGGACCCUAAGUGGCGACCAUGGGCAGACUGGGCUACUGGACCUUGCUGGUAUUGCCGGCCCUUCUGGUCUGGCACGGUCCGGCGCAGAACGCGGCGGCGGAGAAGGGUACUCCAGCGCUGAACAUUGCGGUGCUGCUGGGUCACAGCCACGACGUGACAGAACGCGAACUUCGAAAUCUGUGGGGCCCGGAGCAGGCAACCGGCUUGCCCCUGGAUGUGAACGUGGUGGCGUUAUUGAUGAACCGCACUGACCCUAAGAGCCUCAUCACGCAUGUGUGCGACCUCAUGUCCGGGGCGCGCAUCCAUGGCUUGGUGUUUGGAGAUGAUACGGACCAAGAGGCUGUGGCUCAGAUGCUGGAUUUUAUCUCCUCACAGACUUUCAUCCCCAUCUUGGGCAUUCAUGGGGGUGCAUCUAUGAUCAUGGCUGACAAGGAUCCGACAUCCACGUUCUUCCAGUUUGGAGCUUCCAUCCAGCAGCAAGCCACGGUCAUGCUGAAGAUCAUGCAGGACUAUGACUGGCAUGUCUUCUCCUUGGUCACCACCAUCUUCCCUGGCUACAGAGACUUCAUCAGCUUCAUCAAGACAACAGUGGACAACAGCUUUGUGGGCUGGGAUAUGCAGAACGUGAUCACACUGGACACCUCUUUUGAGGACGCCAAGACACAGGUCCAGCUGAAGAAGAUCCACUCCUCUGUCAUCCUGCUCUACUGCUCCAAGGAUGAGGCUGUCCUCAUCCUGAGCGAGGCUCGCUCUCUUGGCCUCACCGGCUACGAUUUCUUCUGGAUUGUCCCCAGUUUGGUCUCCGGGAACACAGAGCUCAUCCCCAAAGAGUUUCCAUCGGGUCUCAUUUCAGUCUCUUACGACGACUGGGACUACAGUCUGGAGGCAAGAGUGAGAGACGGUCUUGGGAUCUUAACCACUGCCGCAUCUUCCAUGUUGGAGAAAUUCUCCUACAUUCCCGAGGCCAAGGCCAGCUGCUACGGGCAGACAGAGAAGCCGGAGACCCCGCUACACACUCUGCACCAAUUUAUGGUCAAUGUGACUUGGGAUGGCAAGGACUUGUCCUUCACUGAGGAAGGCUAUCAGGUGCACCCCAGGCUUGUGGUGAUCGUGCUGAAUAAGGACCGGGAAUGGGAAAAGGUGGGCAAGUGGGAGAAUCAGACUCUGAGCCUGCGGCAUGCUGUGUGGCCAAGGUAUAAGUCCUUUUCUGACUGUGAGCCAGAUGACAACCACCUCAGCAUUGUCACCUUGGAGGAAGCCCCCUUCGUCAUCGUAGAAGACAUAGACCCACUGACUGAGACCUGCGUCAGGAACACGGUACCCUGUCGGAAGUUUGUCAAGAUCAACAAUUCAACCAACGAAGGGAUGAAUGUGAAGAAGUGCUGCAAGGGGUUCUGCAUCGACAUCCUUAAGAAACUGUCCAGAACUGUAAAGUUCACCUAUGACCUCUACCUGGUGACCAAUGGGAAGCAUGGGAAAAAGGUUAACAAUGUGUGGAAUGGAAUGAUAGGCGAAGUGGUCUAUCAACGAGCAGUUAUGGCCGUGGGCUCCCUCACCAUCAAUGAGGAGCGUUCAGAAGUGGUGGACUUCUCCGUGCCCUUUGUGGAGACAGGAAUCAGUGUCAUGGUCUCCAGGAGUAAUGGCACUGUUUCCCCUUCUGCUUUCCUUGAACCCUUCAGCGCCUCUGUCUGGGUGAUGAUGUUCGUGAUGCUGCUCAUUGUCUCUGCCAUUGCUGUCUUCGUUUUUGAAUACUUCAGUCCUGUUGGAUACAACAGAAACUUAGCCAAAGGGAAAGCUCCCCAUGGGCCUUCUUUUACCAUUGGAAAAGCUAUAUGGCUCCUCUGGGGCCUGGUCUUCAACAAUUCUGUGCCCGUCCAGAAUCCUAAAGGCACAACCAGCAAGAUAAUGGUAUCAGUGUGGGCCUUCUUUGCCGUCAUCUUCCUUGCAAGUUACACAGCCAACCUGGCUGCCUUCAUGAUCCAGGAGGAGUUUGUGGACCAAGUGACUGGCCUCAGUGACAAGAAGUUCCAGAGACCUCAUGACUAUUCUCCGCCUUUCCGAUUUGGGACAGUACCCAAUGGAAGUACAGAAAGGAAUAUUCGUAACAACUACCCCUAUAUGCACCAGUACAUGACCAAAUUCAACCAGAGGGGCGUAGAGGAUGCCUUGGUCAGCUUGAAAACUGGGAAGUUGGACGCUUUCAUCUAUGACGCAGCUGUCUUGAACUACAAGGCCGGGAGGGAUGAAGGCUGUAAACUGGUGACCAUUGGGAGCGGGUACAUCUUUGCCACCACAGGCUAUGGAAUUGCUCUGCAGAAGGGCUCACCCUGGAAGAGGCAGAUUGACCUCGCUCUGCUCCAGUUUGUUGGUGACGGUGAGAUGGAAGAGCUGGAGACACUGUGGCUUACGGGCAUCUGCCACAACGAGAAGAAUGAGGUGAUGAGCAGCCAGCUGGACAUCGACAACAUGGCAGGAGUUUUCUACAUGCUGGCUGCAGCUAUGGCCCUCAGCCUCAUCACCUUCAUCUGGGAGCACCUCUUCUACUGGAAGCUGCGCUUCUGCUUCACAGGCGUGUGUUCUGACCGGCCCGGGCUGCUCUUCUCCAUCAGCAGGGGCAUCUACAGUUGCAUCCAUGGAGUGCACAUUGAAGAAAAGAAGAAGUCUCCAGACUUCAAUCUGACUGGGUCACAGAGCAACAUGCUAAAGCUUCUCCGCUCAGCUAAAAACAUCUCCAACAUGUCCAACAUGAACUCCUCGCGAAUGGACUCACCCAAAAGAGCUGCUGACUUCAUCCAAAGAGGCUCACUUAUUGUGGACAUGGUUUCAGACAAGGGAAAUUUGAUAUACUCAGAUAACAGGUCCUUUCAAGGGAAGGACAGUAUAUUUGGAGAAAACAUGAAUGAACUGCAAACAUUUGUGGCCAACAGGCACAAGGAUAGUCUCAGUAACUAUGUGUUUCAGGGACAGCAUCCUCUCACUCUCAAUGAGUCCAACCCCAACACAGUGGAGGUGGCUGUCAGCACUGAAUCCAAAGGGAACUCCCGACCCCGGCAGCUUUGGAAGAAAUCCAUGGAGUCUCUACGCCAGGAUUCUCUAAACCAGAACCCAGUCUCCCAGAGGGAUGAGAAGACUGCAGAGAAUAGGACCCACUCCCUAAAGAGUCCUAGGUAUCUUCCAGAAGAGGUAGCCCAUUCUGACAUUUCUGAAACCUCAAGCCGGGCCACAUGCCACAGGGAGCCAGAUAAUAAUAAGAACCACAAGACCAAGGAUAACUUCAAAAGGUCAAUGGCCUCUAAAUACCCCAAGGACUGUAGUGAGGUUGAACGUACCUACGUGAAAACCAAAGCAAGUUCUCCCAGGGAUAAGAUCUACACCAUCGAUGGUGAGAAGGAGCCCAGCUUCCACUUAGAUCCUCCACAGUUCAUUGAAAACAUAGUCUUGCCUGAGAAUGUGGACUUCCCAGAUACCUACCAAGAUCACAAUGAGAAUUUCCGCAAGGGGGACUCCACACUGCCCAUGAACAGGAACCCACUACACAAUGAAGAUGGGCUUCCCAACAAUGACCAGUAUAAACUCUAUGCCAAGCACUUUACCUUGAAAGACAAGGGUUCCCCACAUAGUGAGGGCAGUGAUCGAUAUCGGCAGAACUCCACGCAUUGCAGAAGCUGCCUCUCAAACCUGCCCACCUACUCAGGCCACUUUACCAUGAGAUCUCCUUUCAAGUGUGAUGCCUGUCUGCGGAUGGGGAACCUCUAUGACAUUGAUGAAGACCAGAUGCUUCAGGAGACAGGCAACCCAGCUACUCGUGAGGAGGCCUACCAGCAGGACUGGUCACAGAACAACGCCCUCCAGUUCCAGAAGAACAAGCUAAAGAUUAAUCGACAGCACUCCUAUGAUAACAUUCUCGACAAACCCAGGGAGAUAGACCUUAGCAGGCCCUCUCGUAGCAUAAGCCUCAAGGACAGGGAAAGGCUACUGGAGGGCAACUUAUACGGGAGCCUGUUCAGUGUCCCCUCAAGCAAACUCUUGGGGAACAAAAGCUCCCUUUUCCCCCAAGGUCUGGAGGACAGCAAGAGGAGCAAAUCUCUCUUGCCAGACCAUACCUCUGAUAAUCCUUUCCUCCACACGUACGGGGAUGACCAACGCUUAGUUAUUGGGAGAUGUCCCUCGGACCCUUACAAACACUCAUUGCCAUCACAGGCAGUAAAUGACAGCUAUCUUCGGUCAUCCUUGAGGUCAACAGCAUCAUAUUGCUCCAGGGACAGUCGGGGCCACAGUGAUGUGUAUAUUUCAGAGCAUGUUAUGCCUUAUGCUGCAAAUAAGAAUAACAUGUACUCUACCCCCAGGGUUUUAAAUUCCUGCAGCAAUAGACGUGUGUACAAGAAAAUGCCUAGUAUUGAAUCUGAUGUCUAAGAUCUUCCAUCAGUGUUUAUCUAUAAGGAAACAUGUAGAAUGGCCAACAUUAUAGAGGGUAAACGUUGGAUGUCCAAUAGCACCCUACUAGGAGGAAGAGGAUAUAGGGAGGUAUUUUUUUGUUGGCUCUUUUGCACAUGGCUCCAUGCCAUAAUCUUCCACUCAAGGAAUCUUAUGAGGUAUGUGCUGAGCACAGCACAUACCAGAUAGGUGAAUCCUUAACCAAAAACAAAUGAAUACAUGUGGGCAGGUCUCCCAGACAUGGUGACUGGGUAUGGCGGCAAUAAUGGUGCAUCAGACGGUGAUGGUUAUAUUGUGGUUGCCUAUAUUCCAAAUUCCAUGAAGAUCAAUCCACCAUGUAACUUCCCCAUCAGAAAUGCCUCACAGUUUCUCUAAUACAGAAUAAGCAAUAUGGUAUGCAUGUAAGUCUGACCCAGACAAUAAGACAGUUAAGAAUGCAUCUGCACUGUAAUAAGAUUGACAUGUGCAAGGUUUAAGAAGUUUGGCUUGUAACAGUUCUCAGCUUUCUUGUUAUGCCUUCCAUUACAACCCUGGAUCAGCCCCCACAAACUCCAGGUUCCCCCCCAAAGAAUAGCAAAUCAGUGUGUUUGUGGUACCUACACUACUUUCAUUGUAGUCUUCCCCCAAGACACACCUGGAACAAAUAGCCACAGGGACUCUCAGGUGGAGAACUGUAAGAAUCUCUUUGGAUGUUAAUGUGUGUGUAUCUCUCACCCUCAGCUUCAGUGGUCUUGUUCGGAGCUGCAUAAACACUUUUAUGUCUUCGAUAUCUAAGUGUGGAUCUUCUGUCUAUGACAUAGUGGCCGUUGUAGUUUAUCUUGAAGACUCUUAUGUACGUAAGUUUGCAUUCCUCCCUUCUGGUGAUGACUCAGGGUUGUAUAGUAUCUCUUACCCGAUCCCUCCCAGAGUAAUUGUAACAUGUUCUGUCCCCAGACAGCCACGAUGGUGUCUAAUUAGCUAUGUGUUGUGUUCCCAGAGUCGUUAAUGUGGUGACAUGUGCCAGCAGCCAUGUGUAAUCUAGAAGAAGUACAAUGCCAUCUGUGUGCCCCAGGCUAGCAUGGUUUUACAUUUAUGUCCCUUAAUGUCAGGAAACUCUAUUAGACACUUAUUUCUAUACAAAUCACCUCAAAUCAAAAGCUUUCAGACAUCAGCCACUUGUGCAUCUCCCCACCCCCAACCCCAGCACCCUCCCAACUAUGGAUAAACUCAGUUUUAAAAAGGGGGGAUUUCUUUCCUCUGAAAUGUGCACCUUCUUGGAGGUGCACCUCUUGCCCAGCACCAACAGAAACCAAUGAGAAGUCUUCAAAGCAUUUGUCAUUCCUGAGCUGCCUGCGUUGUCCUCUUCUUGGCCCACUAAGCCUGCGCAUAUAUGAUAGAACAGAUAGUCAUUAGUUUAAAAAAAUGAAGCCAGUGAGGGGAAUAUUCGUGCAUGGAAAAUUUCUUAGCACAUAAUUUUUUACCACAUUUUUAAAAAGACUCAAAAUGUAGUUAUGAUACUUUAUUAUACAAGGACAUACCACAGAAACAGAAAAUAAUAUGAAUUAAACAUUUUAUAUGGUUCUUUUCUAGCAUUUAGUAUAUUUCAAACGCACUAUUGUCCUUGAAAUAGCCUGGCUAGCUGGCCAUGGUAUUUUGCAUGAGACUUUAGUCAGUUGGGUAACUCUCUCCCAUGAAGAAUUCUAACCAUUUCUUGUGUUUUCUCUUACUGAAUCCUAGGUUGGGUUCUUGGAGAAAGGGACAGCGUGACAGGUUGAAAUUUCAUCACAUUUCUUUUCCUCAUGCUGUAAUGUUUUGUAGGUGGAAUUAUCCUGUAGUUGAGCAGGGAAGGGUCUCUUAGAUCUUGGGGCUGCUUCAGACGAAGCUAGCAGUGGAAAAGUUCAUUUGACCUACAGUGUUCUACAAUGACAAAAAGUGAGGCAAUAGACUAGAGGGCCAGUGGUGGAGUGGCAUAGGGGUGAAGCAUCUCUCUUCCUGUGCUCCUUCAGAACACAGAGGGGGCUAGGGUGGAGCUAGAGGGCUUGGGUGGAACUUGAGGUUGAUAAGCUUUAAAGUCACAUUUUAUCCCUUGGAUGGAAGCAUCUUUUCCUUCCCCAAGUCCCAGAGAUGGAGAAAUGUGCGUUAGAGAACCUGGAAUAGUCUCCCCAGUUUUUUACCUUAAAACUGGGCUUCAGUGUUUGUAGUGUCUUUUAAGCCCUUCACUUUGUUUCUCUAUUGCAUCCCAAACUGUAUUUCUGUAUUCCUCCUGCUAGGGCCACUGCUGUGUCAUCACAGAACUGACUCUUAAGCCUCCCUGGAAUACAGAAUGGUGACUUGUCACAAAUCCUCGAAGCAUUCUGCUUUUCUAGAUUGUCCUCACAGCCCAGGGUGCUGGUGAAUGCCCACAUUUCAGUGGGAGUACAGAUGAUCCUCCUACUGCCUCCUCAAACCCUUCUCUGGAAAAUUCAGAGAUCAUUUCUGCUAUUACUUCUAUACAAAAGAAGUUAAAAUGAGGCUUUUGGAAGAAUCAGCCACAUAAUGGGAAAGAAUGCAUUUGUUAUAACACCAAGAUAUUUACAAAAAUAAGUCUUGGUCAUUAGGGGCUGUAUGAUAAACAUUUGCUUUUCCCCCUCCACUAAUCCACUGACUCUUAUAAUUGAUGAUUUCAAAGAAGAAAACGAGGUGGUCAGGUUCCAAGUGAAAGGUAACCAUGUGGGCUUGUUUGAAGGAGUCCUCUCAAAAACUAAUCCAGGGAGUGGCAAAUGGCACCUAAGGUGGUGAUGAGGACUGGACAGGAGGCCCUGGCCUGAGCAUCAGGUAGAGGACCCCUGUGUUAGACCCAACCUCUGAGUUCUUAGACUCACAGAUGCUAAGAAGCCAGUGUCUUUGAAUCCAAGGCCUGACCUUUCCCCGGACUAAGUAAGGGCAGCUGCUCUUGGCAGUUGUCUUGGCAGCUCUUGUGCUUUCCACUUUGGAAAGGAGCAGCGUGGUCCUCAGAUGGGAAUACGUGGAGGCAAAUAGCCAUGCUUCUGUCCUUACACCCGAACUGAUUUACAUAGUCUGCAUAAGCGAAGCUCCCCGAGCGAGCAUGACCCUCACUCUGCCAAGCCUCAGUCCUCUGGGAAACGGGUCCACCAUCCUAACACCUGUAGGUUUUAAUAUACUUCUGGCUUCAAUGCUGCAAGAAGGCAAGCCCCUAUGGCUCUGUCUUCCUGCAUGUGACUCAAGGGAUGAUGACCUCAGCACUGGUGACAAUUUCCUGCCAUGCUCUGGGUUCUUCUUUCCCUGCCUCAAAGGAUUCUUGAGAAGAGUUAAUACUUAGCUUUCUGGAGGAAGCAUCAAAAUCUAUCCAUUUCAGCAAAAACUGUCAAACCAAUUCUCACUUAGGUUCUGGGCAGAAAAAAAGAAAAUUACACCUUGUUUACAAAUGAAAUAGUUUCAUUUAAAUGGGACUUUAGGCAAGGCAGUUAAUUAGUCAAAAGAUCCAUGGUAGUCACAAGUCUCUCGGUGUUUAUUCCAUUUGGUAUGUCUACUGCUGUUAUGUAUUUAAUAUUCUGCAUCCUUCUCAGGAAAUGACAAAUGCCCUGAAUUCUUUGCAAAUAGAAUUGCUAAUGAAAAAGAAAGUUGGUGUUAAUUAAAUGAUGAUUAAAAAUUUAUUUCCCUUAAACCUAAAAAGUAAAGCUUUAAUAAUUGCUUGUCAUAUAAAUAAAUACCUUGCACUGAGGUUUCUUGUGGUUUAAGACCUAAAUAGAUACUGAUUCAAGAAACCAAAAUCUCUUUCAAAGGAGUUGAAGGCACCCAAUAGCAUUAUGCGCAUUCCUGGACUGUUUCUUUGUGUGGAGCUGUCUUGUGUGAAUCCUUCAGCAAAGGACAGAAGCUGUUUCAAGGUGGAGCUGUUUGGCACUAACGUUGGCUAUAAUAGACUUACCUGGACUUCAAGAAAUAAAAUUUAAACAGGAGGAAGCCAAAUUUAUCGGUCCAUAUUUAAUAGUAAUUCAAGCUCUAAAGGAAAGAGCCCUAGGGCUGGAGAGAUGGCUCAGUGGCUGCUCUUCCAGAGGUCCUGAGUUCAAUUCCCUGCAACCACAUGGUGGCUCACAACUGUCUGUAACUUUAGUUCCAGGGGAUCUGGCACCUCACACAGACACAUAUGCAGGCAAAGCAUCAAUGCACACAAAAAUAAUAAAUCUUUAAAAAACGAAAGAAGAAAGAAAGACAGAAAAGAGACCUUCCUUCCAAAAGCAUUGUUCAGUUGCACUUGAGUCAAGAAUUGGCCUGUCUGUGCCUCCCUCUUCCUUUGGUUAAAUAGGGUCAAAAUGUUCAUUGAGAGUUUUGGGGUCUCUACUUGAAAAGUUUUUCCAAUGCAGAGUUGCCCUUUUUCAGUCAGCCAUUUUCCUAUGUACUGUGUUCAUCUCUAAUUGUCUCUGAUGAGGUCAGCUUGAUACAGAUCAGAGAUGAUUGAAUGCACUUCUGUGAAUACAGUUGCUCAUGUACACAUGUAUAUAUUAUACAUGCUUGAUUUCUACAGCUCACACUUAAGUGUAUUAUCCAAGCAAACCUGUACAUAUUGUAAAGUUUAUGUUAAAAAUUAAAUGGUGGCGGUGGUGUGAACACACAGGAAAAAAAUUCUGAUUAUUUUGAUAGGAGGGUAUUUAUGUAGAGAAGGCAUUAUAUUUUUUUAACUAUCAGCUCUAGGAAGGAUGAUAGGGCUCAGGGGGAUUUGAGCACUGAUGCUCUUUGUCCCCUUAAGGAACAAAAUUAUGGGGAGAAGAGUGUGCAAUAUAUGCUGCUUAUGUUGGCUUUGGAAUAUGAUACUGGUGUGGACUUAUAUGUGACUUGUGUAAACCCAUCAAAAGACAUAGAUUUUCUAUUUAAAUUUCGUUUCUCUUUUGGCUCAUUCUGUGCCUAGAAGUGCUAUCAGCAUAGAAAAAGUUCAAGGUACCUUCUUGGAAGGGUCUUAGAUUAAAUGGAUUUGUGGAAUGAUACCAAGACUUUAGGAAAGGGGAAUAAGGGAGGGUGACAAGGGACAGGAGUCUGUCUAAGAUGAAGUCAGAAAGCAUUGGAGUUGGGGCUGGAGCCCAAGACUCAGUUCUGAUUCCUAGCUUGGUACCCUUUACUAGGCUGACCUAUGUCUGUGUUUCUUUUAGGAAAACACCCGCCAUGCAUUCCUCUGGAGUAAGAGUCAGUCACAGAACUGACCUGGCUCUCAUUGCCUCCUGCUCUUUGCCGAUUCAGGCAUGGCUCUUUGAAUUUGGUUUUUCUUUAAGCUCCUUUGCGAUCCCUCAUUCUCUCAAGAUCUCGAGGAAGAGGGGAUCUUUUUUCAGGGAUCUAUCCUCUAGAUAAGAUCCACAAAGGACACAGUUUAAAGCUUCAAACCAAAGAUUUUUUAAAAAGCUGUCAGCCAUCAGUGAUUAUACUGUGCUGUUGGACAUGUGACACCAAUCUGCCUGUAGGGAACGGGCACUGUGACACUUUCCUCUAAUGUCCAGUUUGGCACUGAGGGCAUGCAAAUGGACUGGAAAGUAGAACCUCUUUCUGUAAGCAGUCCCUGGUUUGAAAAGUGGAUUCCAAAAUACAAAAGAUAAGCCACAACUGUAAAACAAAAACAGAUUAAAUGCUGAAAAUUAGAAUCAGACUGUAAUGCUAUUGUAAGGAGACCAAAAAUUAAUUGAUACUGAAAUCAAACACCUUUGAAAAGUCCUUUCCUGAGUUUUCAGGGACUUUGGAAAACGCUGUUAGUGUCACUGGAAAUAGUCUUGAUUUAUUUAAACCUUCUGAGAUGGUGAGGCAGAGCACAGGAGCAGCUAAACAAAGGGGGAAACCUCAUCCUUCCUUUUUUUUUUUUUUUUUUUUUUUUUUUUGCAUGAGUAGUCUUGGGUCUGGCUCCAACCAACCCUGCAUGACUUACCAAAGCAUGCCUCAAAUGCUUCAAAGGGUUGAAAUAAUCCUUCAAAGGACAAAGGAUUGGAAAAUAGACUGUGAUGUAAGAGAAAAAGGGAAAAAAAGUUAAGGGAGGAAGAUGAAGAGGGGGGGAGGAGAAGGAGGGGGAGGAGGAGGAGGGGAAGGAGGAGGUGGGGGGGGAGGAGGAGGAGGAGGAGGAGGAGGAGGAGUAUGGAAAGCUUUCCCAGUUGGGUCAUUUAUAACUUGUAAAAAUGUUUAAUACUUCAGGGUGUGGAUACGUCAGGGGAAAGAGUAGGAAAUGCACUUUGUAAUGUCCCAAGUGCCUAUGUGUGGCAAAAAGAAGUGUCAGGUUCGCUAGUGAAAACAGAGGUCAGGAAUGUACAGAAGAGAAGGGAAACCGGUGUGUGUCUGGAGGACAGAGGGAUGUAGAUGGUGUGGAAGAUGUUCACACACUGUGUGUGCCAGUCUGUGCAUAUGAACUUGUUGUAGCUUCUGCUUGUCACAAGUAUGCACCAUGAUCAGCAUCUGAAUCUUCAAAUACCCAGCUAUGUAAACUCUGAAUGGAGUUUAGAAUUUAAGUAUGAUUGCCCCCAUUUUGAAGAUAAGGGGACUGAGGCUAAUGCUGUUAUAAGCCUCACCAGCAACAAGGACAACAAGGCUGAUAAAUACUCAUGUCGCAUGUACCCUAGGAAUGUCUGCUCUUCUCCAGGGAGGUGAGACUGGAAGCAGAAAGAGAUUUGCUAAUUUGAGGUCCCCAGGACUUUCCCUAAGUGUCCUAUGCAGGCUGCCUGGUUUGGGGUAUAUCAAGAGCUCCUGGGGACCCCUUGUCUGUCGCAGUCCCUUCACAGACUAGAGCCUGCUCAUGCCUCUCCCCGCCUGGUGCUUGCACUCAGCAGUAGCUUUUCAUUUCUUUUUUUUUCCUUUUUUUUUUUUUUUCUUUUUGCUUAGGAAACUUACCUUCUCUAAUUAGCAUGUGCCUAAUCUUAAAUAUCUCUUUCCCAAUCUCCUUUCUUCUUUAACAGUUGGCAUCAGGGCUAGUACCAUUAAACGUAUGUAUAUAGUAUACUUUCACAGAUGUGUGGACACAGUCACACACAUACAUAUGCACACACUGCCUUGUGGUCCUCAAUCAAAGCUCUCUUAAACACCAUGACCCCUUUCUAAAAAGGAUGCUAUUUGCAAAUUCACUGGUCCUCCUGCUCAUCUGCAUUGGUUUAUUUUUGCCAGGCAGACAGAAUGAGGUUCAGAGAUAGGGCAGGGAAUGGGGAGUAGUUUUGCAUACAUGAUUGAGUGCUUUAGUGUCAGAGUGAUUGAGGGCCAGCUAUUAAAAUGCUGUUGUUGUAGUUGUUGUAGUUGUUGUUGUUUCAUUUGUUUAAUUGCCUUAGAGAUGCGCUCCUGGUCAUUAGCAUCAGGAUAAUUGUUGAUGCACCAACAUUUGUUAACUUUAUCCCUAGGAAGAGUGUUGAUCUGAGAUGCUUCCAUAGCACUUUAUAGGAGCAGAGAGUGGCAUGGUGUCUAACAUGUCACUCAGGUGAUGCUCCGAAGCACACAAGUGUCAUCUGUGUAUCCCCUCCCACCCAUGUUCCAAACCACACUUCUUUUCUGGCAUUUAUGUUUACAGUGAGGUGGGACACACUAGGCCCAUUUUGUAGAUGCAAAGAUUGAGCUGGGAUCACAAGGGAGGUUGUUUUGGAAUUACAUUUUCAUAGAAAAAUCCAGUCAUUGUUCUCAAUGCUUCUGAGGAGUCUUCAAACAGUGCCCGCAGCUUGAUUUCUGAGAAUAAUUCUCUUGGUAUUGUCAAGCUGAUGGUCAAAAGCCUCAUAACAUAGAGGUUACUAGAGCUAGGGAUACAGCUCAACUAGUAGAGUGUUUGCACAGCACACGUGUAGUCUGGGUUGCAUCCCCAGCAUGGCAAGCAUAAACCAGGUGUGCUAGCACAUGCCUGUGAUUCUGGAACUCGGGAAGCAGAGGCAGGAGGAUUAUGAGUUCAAGGUUAUGCCCAGGCAAUAUUGUGAGUUGGAGGCCUACAAGAGACCUAGUCUUGAAAAACUAAAACAAACCACAGAGGUCAUUAUUAUAUAAUAGCUAUUCUGAGACUAUGUGUUUCUGCAAGAGGCGAGGAGACUCCCAGGGAUGCUGAACUAUGCAGAAAGUGGAGUGCCUCAAUCAACAGGGCCAGGAGCUUCACCUCUUUGGAGCUGUAUUUCAAAGCACACAAAUCUCCUGUGAACCAGAACCAAACUAUUCACAAUGGACUCCUUCCUCAGAUUAACUUCCCAAAUAAGGCAUCAGCAGGCUUCAGGAAGAAGCAAGACAGAAGCAAUCACCCCUCACCAGCUCCUUUUAGAUAUCAUAUCAGCAGAUCGAUGAGUCUGCAUUUUUACAAUGCUAGAUCAUUUCUCAUCUCCUGUAGCCCUGGGUCAUGGCCUCUUCCACUUAAUUCUCUUUCACACCUUUGGGAAGGAUUGAAAAUGAACCUUCAAAAGGAUAUUAGCAUAACACCUAGCCAAUACCACAGAUGCCUUUUAAAUUAAUAAGGUUAAUUGUUCUCCAGCUAACAUAAGUUUGUCUUUGGCAUUUUCAAUAUUUCUCAUUGAUCUGACAUUUUUCUGUUUCAAGCUUUUAAAGGGCUCCAAUCAAAGACUAUUGAUAACAGAGCAAAUAGCGAAGGUUCAGAAAUGUACUAAUACAUUGUCUGUUUUUCCAUGAGAAACAAUUACAAACUUUGAAUUCAUUGACGGUUUUUCAUAUUAGCCAUGUAUAAUACAUUGAAUUGUUUCUCUUCCCAGUCAGGCUAAUUCUAAUGAACAAACAGUAUUGACUUUUAAAACCUGUUUUCCUUUUUAAAGUAUCUUAAAUGUAUUAAGUCUGUAGACACAGCUCUGAGGCCGCGGCCAUUAGGGAAGAACCCCAUGUCAGAACAGAAGAAUCAGACAGGGUUUUGUGGCUCAUCUGAGCAAUCAUCUUUGGAAAUUUGAUGGAUUUGGAAAGCUCAAACUGACAACUCUAACAUUCACAUUACCCUGAUAUUUUCACUGGGUAGGAUGUAAAUGAAUAAAAAUUUUUAAAGAAGAUAUUAAGUCAGGGUUAUGUAGGAAACAUGGUUGUUGUAAAACACAAAAAGAAAUGUGGCUCGGAUGCUUCCCAAGCCUGAGGGUCCCCAAAGAUGUUUUUAUGGUUGUCUUCAGAGUAUGAAUGUUAGCCUUGUUCAUUCCCCUGAUAAGACAUAUUAAUCGGUAGAAUUCAUCAUAGUUUAUAUGGUCCUGGGACAUUUGUGUAUGUGUGCUUAUUAUAUUUUGAACUGAAUAUCAGACAGAAUUAGGUGAGUUAAUUGGUGGCUUGAAUAAGAAAUAGGUCACAAAAGUCAUAAAUAAUGUUCUUCUCAAACAGUAAAAGAAGGUAAACUAUUCAUUUUCUAGCCAUGCUUUAAGACUCAAAUUAUGUACAAGCUACCCAUUGCCCACAGGAGAGUUAUUGAAUUAGAUAGCUUAUUCAUAAAGGGUUUCCAUAUGAGUCCAUCUUUAACCCAGUGUGAAUGGGAUUGAACUCAUGCAGAGGGCUUCCAUCCACAACUACAUUAAUCUGCAUCUAAAACUCACGUUAGGACUGCCUUGACGCCGUGUACGAUGGAUCCAAGGAUAGCUGUGUGCUCCAUCAGUGGUCCUCAUUUGGGAGUAGAUAUUCACCUCCAUGUCACAGCAGUUUAUACUGUCAUGUCUGAUCCGCUGCAUGAGGAAGUGCUAAUGACUGUAUUAACUAUUUCCAAGCAUAGCUACAAAACUACACGUUUGCUUAACACCUUUCGAUGAUAGAGGAAGUAUAUACUAUGGUUGUCUUCUUGUAGUAUGUCUUUUUAAUUUUGUUCAAUGUGAUAUCAACUGUUUUAAGGAAUGGGAUUUGACAUGUGUGUGCAAACUGAUAUGUACAUAACUCCCGGGGCAACACAAGUGCCCAUCAUACAGUGUAAAAAAUGUAAAUAGAGGAAAUUUCAUUUUUCUAAUAAAGAUAAUUUCUGCCACUUGAUAUGAAAA
Molecule: messenger RNA, 15521 nt
Organism: Mus musculus (house mouse)
Lineage: Eukaryota; Metazoa; Chordata; Mammalia; Rodentia; Muridae
Gene: Grin2a
Product: glutamate receptor, ionotropic, NMDA2A (epsilon 1)
Exons: 14
Coding region: 1201-5595 (1464 amino acids)
Biological process (GO): regulation of synaptic plasticity; calcium ion transmembrane import into cytosol; calcium-mediated signaling
Cellular component (GO): cell surface; synapse; mitochondrion
Molecular function (GO): ligand-gated monoatomic ion channel activity; NMDA glutamate receptor activity; glutamate-gated calcium ion channel activity
Source: RefSeq, marked validated